Molecule: messenger RNA, 3786 nt
Organism: Syngnathus typhle (broad-nosed pipefish)
Lineage: Eukaryota; Metazoa; Chordata; Actinopteri; Syngnathiformes; Syngnathidae
Product: platelet-derived growth factor receptor beta-like
Exons: 28
Coding region: 692-3682 (996 amino acids)
Biological process (GO): positive regulation of kinase activity; multicellular organism development; cell chemotaxis
Cellular component (GO): signaling receptor complex
Molecular function (GO): ATP binding; platelet-derived growth factor binding; platelet-derived growth factor beta-receptor activity
Source: RefSeq, a predicted model, not a curated record
AUUUGUGUCUAAUCGGAGCCCCACGAGCGGCUACGUCAAACAAAGACGGGACAUGCGCAAAGUUGGCCCCACGGGCGUGUUCUCUGGAGCGCCUUUCUGUCUGCCCAGUGGACGGCUCAGGCACGGCCGACAAACAAGGACGGGACAUGGAAGAUGCGCAAAGUUGGCCCUACGGCCGUGCCGCACGCUCAAUAAGCUGCGCUUUCUCUCGGGAGCGCUUUUCUGUCUGCCCAGUGGACGGCUCAGACUCGCCGACCACAUAUUCGAGUGAAAGUGCGGAUGAGAUUCAUCUGAAAAGAGUAGACGUUUCCAGCGGAGAGCCGUAGACACGGACAGAACCAGUCGAUGGAGACUUUCUUGAACGUUCCCCAUUUACGAGCCGCUGCGUGCUUCCGCGCUUGUGUAUGUUGGAGCUCACUCGACUUCCUGUCUGAGUUGGCAGAGAUGCAGAUUGAAAACAGACGCUCUUUCUCUCGCCCGCUCGCUCGCUCGCUCUCUUUUUCCUUCCCUUCGCCUGCUUGUCCAUUCGCAGAGCGAGUCAGUUUGUUUCCAGUCAAGCGGUGGGAAGGAAAAAGCGUCGGGAAGAGAAGGAACGCUGCCGACCGACCCAAGGCGCACAAGGUCGAUGAUCGCUUUGGCCUCAUCCCGUCCUCCCCAAAGUCACAUGGCCGACUGAGGAGCCGGAGUAACUAUGGCAUCCGUGGGAGUACCAGAAGCAAGUCUGAAACGACUGCACUUCCUCUUGGGUGUGCUCCUGGUUCUCCCAAAAGGGGCUGUCAAUCUGGAGCUGGUUCCUCUGGCCUCCCAAGUUCUGCUGCAGCCUCAUGCCAACUUCACUGUGGUGUGCUCCGGAUGGAGCCAGGUGUCGUGGCGCUUACCGUGGCAGGAAUCUCAGCAGGACACGGUUGUGGUGGAAAAGGAGGGAUCCCGCAGCGUCCUGCGCCUUUUCAACGUCACCUGGAAGGAUUCUGGCAGAUACGCCUGCGAGGAGCCGGCGUCCCAUCAGAUCAGAGAGAUGGACGUCUUUGUACCCGGACAAGGUCCGGAUCAGUGGUUUGUUCCGCUCGGCCCGAGUGUGGUGAUGAAGGACAAGGAGGAGGACACCAUCCCUUGCGUGGUGUCCGACCCGCUUCUGAACGUCAGCCUCUACCGACGCGGCGGCGAGGAGCAAACGCCGACCUUCGGACUGAAGUACGAGCCGGGCCGCGGCUUCACGGGACGCCUGAACGACUCGUCCUACGUGUGCGUGGCCUCCGACGGUGCCGAGGAAACUCACUCGCAGGUCUACUAUGUCUUCAGCGUGGUGGUUGCCAAGGAGCUGCAGGUGGACUUGACGGCGUCCGGCAGCGUGUUGAAGCGCGGACAGCGGCUGGUGGUCAACUGCACCGUCCAAGGCAGCGACAUGGUUUACUUCUCUUGGACCUUGCCCCGCAGAGAGGAAAUUGAGCCGCUGACAGAAUUUGGGCCCAAUCAAAUCCGUUCCUUCGUGGACAUCCCCUCUAUAACUCUGGCAGACUCGGGUGUGUAUGUGUGCGCCGUUCAGGAAACCCUGCAGGGGGGGCGUGUGGAAAAGAGCAUCGCAGUGAACGUACUGGAUCGUGGUUACGUUUCUGCGCGGGCGACGCAUGACACAAAUGUGUCUGUGCUGGUCGGACACACGGUGGCGCUGCGGGUGGAAGUGGACGCCCACCCUCCGCCCACGGUGGUGUGGCACAAAGACAACCGCAGCGUCGUCGUCCUCAUGGGUACAACUGUCGAGUCUGUCACGCGUGUGACGGACGGCAGAUACGUGAGCACGUUGAGCUUGGCGAGGGUCCGCUUGGAGCAAACGGGAAGUUACGCAGCCAGGAUCUACAACGAAGAUGACCAGGAGGAGGUGUUCUUCUACCUGCAAGUUCAAGCGCCCCCGAGGAUCACGUCACUGACAGAGACGGGCACUCGGGCCACGUUGUGCGUCUGCGAAGGAGCUCCGCCCCCUUUUGUCACCUGGUACACGUGCCACAGUGCACGCGGAUGCGCUAACGGGACAGGGAGCUGGACUAGCCAAUCGGGUGCUUCGGAGGGCGUGCUCCUGCAGGUGAACGUCAGCGCCCUGGCAGAUGGAGGCCUAACCCAGGUGCGCAGCCUCCUGAGCCUGGACACCGCCGCUGCCGCCACUUUGACCGCCGUCCGAUGCGAGGCCUCAAACUCCGCGGGACGACGAGCCAGAGACCUCAGACUGACGUCCACUUCUCUCUUGUCUCAGGUGGCCAUGCUGGCGCUGGUUCUGGUUCUGGUGGUCAUUGCCAUCAUCUUUCUGGUCAUCCUCAUCAUCCUGUGGAGAAAGAAACCUCGCUACCAAGUCCACUGGAAGCUGAUCGAUUCCGUCAGUCCCGACGGACUGGAGUACACCUACCUGGACGCCGGCCAGCUGCCCUACCAUCCUUCCUGGGAAAUACCCAGGGACAACAUCGAGCUAGGCCAGGUGCUGGGUUCGGGAGCUUUCGGCCGAGUAGUGGAAGCCCAGGUGUUGGGUCUGCUCCGGGACCAGACGACCACCACCAGAGUGGCUGUCAAGAUGGUCAAACCCAACAGCGCCGCAAGUGGGUCGUUGUUGUCCGAGCUGAAGGUUUUGUGUCAUCUGGGUCCUCACCUGAACAUCGUCAACCUGCUCGGAGCGUGCACAUCAGGAGGUCCCGUCUACGUCCUCACUGAGUUUUGUUGCCACGGAGACCUGACCACCUACCUGCGAUGCCGCAAGCAGACUUUUGUGCACGCCAAUGCGAGCGCUAAGAGAGAGGCAGACGCCGGUUACAUGGACAUGAGCGAGCGGGAGGGCGCAGCCGUGGUUAGCCACCACGAGAGGGCGGCGGCUGACCAGCAGGAGGCAUUGUCGUCAUCGUCACAACCGCUUCUCAGCGACUCUACCGUCCUGGGCGUGAGUGACCUCCACAGCUUCUCUUUCCAGGUCGCCAGCGCCAUGAACUUCCUGUCAUCACGCAACUGCGUGCACAGAGACCUGGCAGCCCGCAACGUCCUGGUAUGCGAGGAGCGGUUGGUGAAGGUGGGCGACUUUGCCCUGGCUCGAGAUCUGCUCAAGGAUCGGGACUACGUGGCCCGAGGAAACGCCUUGCUGCCGCUCAAGUGGAUGUCCCCGGAGAGUAUUUUCCAAAGCGUUUACUCCUCCAAGAGUGACGUGUGGUCCUACGGCGUUCUGCUCUGGGAGAUCUUCUCUUUGGGUGAAAGUCCGUAUUCGGAGCUCCCCGCGACGCAGCAACUGUACGGCGCCCUGAAGCGAGGACACCGCUUGGCGCAGCCGCAGCACGCCGACUCCAACAUCUACGGCAUGAUGCAAGCGUGCUGGAGCCAGCGUCCCGGUGACAGGCCGUCGUUUUCGUCGUUGGCGGCGUCCUUGGACGCCGUGUUGACGGACGAGUGCAGAAAGACGUACGCCAGGCUGACGGAAAGCUUCCUGACGGGCCAGCAUCCGGCCGCGGUCCGAUCCCGACUGAUGUCGGCGGCCGUCGACGGAAGUAAGGUCCCUGAGGCGACGGUUCACCUGUUGGAGGCGGGAACUUCCCACGGUGACUACGUCCUUCCAGUCAAGGUGGAGCCACGCGGCGGCGACACUGCGCCGGACGCAGACAGAGCUGAGGCUGCGCAGGAAGUGACACCAGAAAGACAAGCGGAAAGCUGCCUUUGAGAAGCAGCACCAAAACAAUCUUGUAACCGAUUUGCUAUGGCGACGCGACGCUGCUGUCCAACUUUUAGCUUUGCUCAGCUUGAAUUAAAAAGCAAUCGACUUGG